AUGCCCUUCCUCACCGUCUAUCGCGCCCAGCUCAUCCUCCUCACCGCCCUCUCCAUCCUCGCCGUCGACUUCACCAUCUUCCCCCGCAAGUUCGCCAAGACCGAGUCAUGGGGGAUCUCCCUCAUGGACGCCGGCGUCGGCUCCUUCGUCUUUUCUCUAGGCAUCAUCUCCGCCCUGCCGAUCCUCAAACGCCUCUCCGUCCUCGCCCCGCAACCGCUGUUGAUCGAGCUGUGGCAAAGCACGCGCAAGACCGUCCCGCUCUGUCUCCUGGGGCUCAUCAGGAUCGUCUUCGUCAAGGGCGUCGAUUAUCCAGAACAUGUGUGCGAAUACGGCGUCCAUUGGAACUUCUUCUUCACCCUGUCCAUCCUCCCCCUGACGGGCGUAUUACAUAGCACGGCGGCUCUUCGAGGCCUCGCGGGCCAACCUAGCCUUGAUCGGCGUCCUGAUCGCCAUAGUCAAGCCGGAGUUCAAGAGUACGUGAUGUCGUCGACGCCGCGGACGACGUUUAUCUCGGCGAACCGGGAAGGGCUGGCAAGCAUGCCGGGAUACAUGGUGAUCUACGUGCUGGGCCUCUCGGCAGGGACUUACGUGCUCCCGCCGUCGCCGGACUUCCUCGCCCGGCUGCUUCGGCGCCAGACGGCCUCGCGCAAGCUGCUCAUCCGCCAGCCGGGGAAAGCGUUGGUGGUCUACUCGAGCUGGACGAUUAUCUGGUGGAUGUUGUUCUUCCUCUGCGACGCCUUCGUCUCUGCCCCCUCACGAAGACUCGCUAAUCCUACCUACUGUUUCUGGAUCGCCGCCACUAAUCUCUCCUGGAUCACCGGCCAUGCGCUUGUCCACGAAGUCCUCCUGCCCCACUCAUCCAAGCCGCCUGCGUCUAUAGAAGAGCCAACAAACAUCCCGUUGACCUUCGAGAUCAUCAACCGGAACAGUCUGGCCAUCUUCCUCUUCGUGCGUCCCUUUCUCUCUUCCCCUCGGAAACCUGAAUAUUGA
Messenger RNA from Puccinia triticina, 990 nucleotides. RefSeq lists its product as uncharacterized. Gene Ontology annotation, cellular component: endoplasmic reticulum; membrane. Bases 1 to 990 code for a protein of 329 amino acids. The transcript is spliced from 7 exons. Lineage: Eukaryota; Fungi; Basidiomycota; Pucciniomycetes; Pucciniales; Pucciniaceae. Gene Ontology annotation, molecular function: glucosaminyl-phosphatidylinositol O-acyltransferase activity. Gene Ontology annotation, biological process: protein localization to plasma membrane; GPI anchor biosynthetic process. The record is from RefSeq and is a predicted model, not a curated record.